UGGAGCCGCGGCAGGAGACCCCGCUGAAGCCGCCAGCCCCGGCGCCGUCCAAUGGUCAGAUACGGUACCGGUCGCCGUCUGCGGCGGAACUCUCCCCCGUCCCCUCCGACACUGGUUUCGAUGCCAGGAUGAGGCGGGUGCGCCAGGAGUCCCUCCCCGACCGGAUCCACCGCUUCCGCGGCGUCAUCCUCGUCUUCUCCGUUCCUCUUCUGCUUGUUUCCUUCGUUCUGUUCCUCAUGCCCCGCGCCCCCUCCCCCAUUGUCUCCUCCGGGCGGAAGACGGCUCCAGGUGGAGGUGGCGUCGGUAGCGGCGGCGGGGAGUUGGGAUCGAAGAGCUAUGCUGUUAUCUUCGACGCGGGGAGUUCGGGGAGUAGGGUUCACGUGUACUGCUUUGACGUGAAUCUUGAUCUGCUGAGUAUCGGCAAGGAAAUCGAGCUCUUCGAACAGCGAACACCCGGCUUGAGCUUCUAUGCCAAGAAUCCUCAGGAGGCUGCAAAUUCACUUCUUCCUUUAUUAGAGAAAGCUGAAAGUGUUAUUCCAGCAGAGUUGCGACGAACAACACCUGUCAGAGUUGGGGCUACAGCAGGUUUGAGAGCUUUAGGAGCUGUAACUGCUGAACAAAUUCUGCAAGCGGUUAGAGAUCUCCUGCGGCAGAAGAGCUCACUAAAGUUCCAGUCAGAUUGGGUGACUGUUCUAGAUGGAACUCAGGAAGGUGCCUUUCAGUGGGUCACUAUUAAUUAUCUCUUGGGGAAACUAGGAAAGUCGUACUGGGACACAGUCGGAGUGGUUGAUCUAGGGGGUGGAUCUGUUCAAAUGGCUUAUGCUAUUUCAGAAAAUGAUGCUGCAAAUGCUCCAAAAAUCUCAAAUGAAGAACAUUCUUAUGUGCAACAGCUAUUUCUAAAAGGAACAAGCUAUCACCUUUAUGUCCACAGUUACUUGCACUAUGGUCUGCUAGCCGUUCGUGCAGAAAUACUGAAGGCUGCUGAUGGUAAUAGUAAAUGUAUUUUGGAUGGUUAUAAUGGAUCAUAUAAAUAUGGGGAGAAGGAAUACAAAGCUGUUGCUUCACCUUCUGGUGCUAGUUAUUCCAAGUGCAGGAGUGACACUAUUAAAGCUCUCAAAGUUGAUGAACCGACGUGUACCCACAUGAAGUGUACAUUUGGUGGUGUCUGGAACGGUGGAGGUGGAGAUGGGCAGCGAAAUCUCUUUGUAGCAUCCUUUUUCUUUGAUAGAGCUGUUGAGGCUGGUUUUGUAGAUCACAAGGUGCCAGUUGCCAAGGUCAAACCAGCAGAGUUCAAGGUUGUUGCAAAGCAUGCUUGCAAACUAAAUGUGGAGAAAGCAAAAGCCACCUAUCCUCGUGUCCAAGACAACAAUCUUCCUUACCUGUGCAUGGAUCUUGUAUACCAGUUCACAUUGCUGGUCGAUGGAUUUGGUCUGGACCCAUACCAAGAGAUCACUCUGGUAAAGAAGGUGAAGUAUGGUGAUGCAUUUGUUGAGGCAGCAUGGCCUCUGGGUAGUGCCAUCGAAGUUGCAUCAACACCAUAGAUAGAGUCCCUUGUACAUGGUCCGCCAACUGCUUCGAUGAUUUGGAUAUUCUGCUCCAGUUUUGGAGCCCCAGCAAAUCUGAUUAAGCUCAGGUUCAUUGUUACUCCUGCUGCUUUGCUUUGGGAUUAAGGGCAACUGAGGGAGCAUUCUCCAUCGCAAUUUUGCCUAGAAUUUGAUUGCUCUUCAAUUGGUAAACCACAGAGGGAGGGAGGACUGCAAUUUACAGGUACUUGCACUGACCAUUCAUUUUACAUUUUGUAUUCGGUGCUGAGAUGAGAUAUGCCAUUUUGUGUUUCAGACCUUAUCAGAAGUACAUAAUGUCCUAUUGGUUUCUACCCAA
Messenger RNA from Musa acuminata subsp. malaccensis (wild Malaysian banana), 1881 nucleotides. Its product is annotated as probable apyrase 2. The record is from RefSeq and is a predicted model, not a curated record. Gene Ontology annotation, molecular function: hydrolase activity. NCBI's taxonomy places the organism in Eukaryota, Viridiplantae, Streptophyta, Magnoliopsida, Zingiberales, Musaceae.